AUGACAGUUCAAAAUUAUGGUCUUGGUUUGUCCACUGAUGCAUCUGUCUCUGGUGGAAUGGACAAGGAGACAUCCCUAGCAUGGAUCAUAUGUGGAAACGGUCUCUUAUCAUCUACUGCUUCAAGAAAAUGUAUCAACAUUGACCUAACGUCUGUUAAAGAAGAUAUUUUUGGAGACGUGAGCAGCAGCUCAUUUGAACCUAACAAUUGGUUAGUCCGUUUUGUCAACUGGGAUAGCUUGAAGAAAGCUGGUAGCAUCACUGUCCAACAGCUCAAUUCAGCUGGGAUUAUAUUGUGUAACAAAAAAACUGGUGCUCUACUUUUCUGGCCAGAUAUCUCAAAUGCUGAUAGGAUGCUUCCAUUCACGUCUCGUGCCUUUUCCGACAAGCUUGGCAAUAAUGCUGCAAAAUCAUUUUAUAUUAACUCUUUGAUAACUUCACCUGUCUCGUCUACCAACAAAAGUUGUAUCGCACUUGCAUGUAUUUCUAAUGGUGAACUUUGGAGAUUCUUCUGUAGCCCUUCUGGUAUUCAGCUUGAACAGAUUGAGCUUGGCAUGUCAAAUAAAUUAUCUGAAGGAAAUGAUAACGGUUCAUCUGUGGCAAGUAAAGGCUAUCCCAGGUCACUGAUUUGGCAGUUUUCUAGUCAUUCAUCGGAUGACACUACAAAACAGUUCCUUCUGCUAACUAAUCACGAGAUACAGUGCUAUGCAAUAAAGCUUUCCUCUGAUUUAGAUGUGGUAAAGCUUUGGUUUCAUGAAAUCGUCGGGGUUGAUGGUGAUUUGAAUAUACAGAAAAACCUUGGCGGCCAAAAGAGGAUUUGGCCUCUAGAUUUGGCUGUUGAUAGUGAUGGCAAGGUAAUAACUGUUCUAAUUGCCAUCUUCUGCGAGGAUCGGGUGACCAGUUCAAGCUACAGUGAGUAUUCCCUUCUGACCAUGCAAUACAAAUCUGGAGUAGAUAUAACGAAGCCAAUAGGCAAACAAAUACUGGAGAAAAAGGCCCCUAACCAAGUUAUUAUACCUAAAGUGAUGGUACUGCAACAGUUUCUAACUAUUUUAGAAACUGUACAAGGCUUGUCCAUUUUGAUUUGCCCAAAGAUGCUGGAAAAGUUCUUGAUGCUUCAGUAUUCCCUUUCCUUGAGGAAACUGAAGAUGGAACUUGGGUGCUCACUGAGAAAGCUGGAGUUUGGGUUGAACCACCCGAACGAAGCUUGUCACGAAAAUGGAGUUUUAAUGAUGGAUCUCUACAGGAGGAAAGGAGCAUUUCUGUUGCUAGAAACAUUGCUGCAAAAAGAGCCAGUACAGAAGCUUGAGCUUGGGAAGCAGGUUGAUGGUGUCCUCGAUAAAUUGAAAAAUUCAAGGGCUUUUGAAAGAGAGGGAAAGAUAAAUGUAUUUUCCAGGAUGAGCAAAUCAAUUGUUGACACCUUAGCUAAACCCUGGACGACAACCAGGGGAUCUGAGAUUCCUCUAUCUGUUGUGUCCACUCAACUAUUUGAUAAGCAACAAAAGCAUAAGAGGUUUCUUCAGUUCCUUGCUUUGUCCAAAUGCCAUGAGGAAUUGUACCACCGACAGAGACAAUCUAUGCAAAUUAUCAUGGAACAUGGGGAAAAGCUUGUCAGCAUGAUUCAACUGAGAGAACAUCUAAAUGCAAUUAGUCAUGCUACCGAGUCUGGGAUUGGCUCCUACUAUGACUCAGAUGCUCGGACUUCUGGAGCUCUAUGGGAUCUUAUCCAGUUAGUUGGUGAGAUGGCCCGCCGGAACAUAGUUCUUUUGAUGGAUAGGGAUAAUGCUGAAGUAUUCUAUAGUAAGGUCUCAGAGCUCGAGGACCUGUUUCAUUGCUUAGAGGGAAAGCUAGAACAUAUUAUCACCCAAAAUAUGCCUAUUACUCUGCAAUCUCAAAGAGCUUGUGAACUUGCAAAUGCAUGUGUUACAAUCUUCCGUGCAGCCGUUGACUAUAGGGCUGAUCACCACUUGUGGUACCCUCCACCCGAGGGAUUGACACCGUGGUAUUCAAAUUUUGUUGUGUGCAGUGGGCUGUGGAAUCUUGCAUCAUUCAUGCUUCAAUUGCUUAGUGGAACAGAACGGCUUAAAGUUUCUGUCGUACUUGAUUUUUACUCAAAUCUUGUAGUACUCUCAGAGAUACUACUCGAAUCAUAUUCUAAUUCUAUCACAGCAAAAGUCGAUUGGAAAGAAGAUCAUCGAAGUCUGUUAGAGGAGUACUCAAAAUGUAGAGAUACCCUUCUCGACUCCCUUUAUAAGCAAGUGAAAGAUUUCAUACAUGCAAAGUUACAGGAUUCACCUGAGUUAAAUGAGGAAUUGAAUAAGGAUACUCUGAUGACAUUUUCUUCGAAGUUAUUGUCAAUUGCAAAACGCCAUGAGGGCUAUCAGACUAUGUGGAACAUAUGCUGUGAUCUCAACGAUUUCGAACUCCUCCAUGAGUCUCAUGUGCAUGAAAACAUCGGACCAAAAGGAGGUUUCAGUUGCUUUGUAUUCAAACAACUCUAUGAUAGCAGACAAUUCUCAAAACUAAUGCGGCCGGGUGAAGAGUUUCUUGACGAGCUUGCUACAAUUCUGAGGCAGCAUCCCGAUCUUCUUUGGCUUCACGAGUUGUUUCUUCGUCAAUUUUCCUCAGCUUCUGAAACUUUACAUGCAUUAUCUAAUUUAUCUCUUCCUAAGGAUAAUAGAUCAGUUUCAGAUACUGAUGAGACUGAACCUAGUGGCCCACAACCUAAAUUAACUUUGGCUAGGAGAAAGCAUUUUUUGAAUCUCGCAAAACCAUCAGCUAUGGCAGAAGUUGGUGACGAGCUAAAGGUGAAGCGUAUUGAAGCUGAUCUGAAUUUUCUACAAGUACAGGAAGAAAUAAUGAGGCUUCUACACGAUGAUGAUGGGCUCAAGCAAAUUAUGGUGCAGCAGCUCCCCGGUCCGCUGGAUCUCAUCGAAAUGUGUCUUAGAAUAAAGAAGCGGGAGCUUUCUUUGCGACCCUUCGAUAUAUUCUUGUGGAUGAGUGCGUCCUAUCUCAGAAGCUACGCAAUUAUUUUGGGGGAGUGCUGGAGAAAUGCUGCAAGUCAAGAUGAUUGGGAGAGACUGUACGGCUUGUCUAUGACUGAGGGCUGGAGUGACGAAAGAACCUCUAAGGUUCUCGAGAAAACUGUACUUUUCCAUGCUGCCAGAAAAUGUUAUGGGCCCCGCUCAAAAAAUUUUAAUGUGAAAUUCGAAGAGGUGCUCCCGUUGAGGAAGGGAAGGAAUAUAGGCAUGUCUGUGGAAGAAGUCAUCAUGGAGCGCAAGGAUUAUCAUGGAGCGGGCAAGCUGAUGCUGACCGCUAUCCUGCUCGGGAGUGUUUGA
Messenger RNA from Striga hermonthica, 3336 nucleotides. NCBI's taxonomy places the organism in Eukaryota, Viridiplantae, Streptophyta, Magnoliopsida, Lamiales, Orobanchaceae. The record is from the annotation of a GenBank genome assembly.